AUGUUGGCCUCAAGGUUUGAAGAAAUUAGGAUGAAGGAUGAUGAAUCUUUUGAUGAGUUCUAUGCCAAAUUGAAUGACAUUGUUAACUCUAGUUUCAACUUAGGUGAGAGGAUUCCCGAGCCCAAAAUUGUGAGGAAGGUUCUUAGAUCCUUGCUCGAGAGAUUUAGAUCUAAAGUUAUAGCUAUUGAAGAAAGCAAGGAUCUGGAUACAAUUAAGAUAGAAGAACUCGUAGGAUCCCUUCAAACCUAUGAACUCACCAUUUCACAACUGAGGAAAAACAAGUUCAUAGCCCUAAACACUGUUAGGGAAGGAGAGUUUGAGUCAUCUGACAUGGAAACUCUUAGAGAUGAUGAGAUUGCCUACUUUGGAUUUGGGCACUAUAGAAAUAAAUGUCCUAGCUUUAAGAAAAAUCUAAAGAAGGGGAGUAGCAAGGCAUUAGCUGUGUCCUUGACUGAUGAUGAUUCUAAUUCAAGUGAACAAAGUGAUUCCUCAAGUAGUGAGGAGGAAGAGGGCUAUAUGACUUUUGUAUCUACUGUCAAGAGUAACAAGUCUGGUAAUGAUUCGGAGGAUGAGACGGAUAUACAUGAAGCUUAUCAACUUCUGUUUAAGGAAAGUCUCAAGAUCAAAAAGGUAAAUAAAACAUUAUUUAAGAAGGUAGACAAGCUUGAGAGAGAGAAUGAGAAAAUCACCUAUGAUCUUCAAGUCUCAUCUAAGAAUCUUAAUGAGUUGAAGUGUGUCAAUGAGAAAUUAGAGGACAGGGUCAAGACAUCGACUUGUGGAUUAGAGAAAUCCAGCACUCAACUACAGUCAUUUGUGAGUGGAACUAUGAAACUAGACGAUCUGUUAAGAACGAACAAAGUAGCUGGAAAUAGGCAAGGUCUAGGAUUUGUGAAGAGUGAUAGCAAUGUGUCUAGUUUAUCCAAGGCCACAUUUGUCCCCGCUUCCAACAGAUCUAAUGUUUCAACAAAUCCAGAAUCCAAAAACAAAAAUUUCACUGGACUGAAGGCCACUAGAGCUCAUAGUAUUUCUGCACCUAAUUUUCAUGAUCAACACUCACGUGCAUCUGAACCUAGGUUCAUACCCACUUGUCAUCACUAUGGUGCCUUAGGCCACACGAAACCUAGGUGUCGAAAGCUAGCAAAUAGGAAUCGAAGUCAGGAUAUCCCUUGUCGAUUGAACUUCCUUUCAAAUCAGCUCAACAUACAUGCAUGUGGUAUCUUGAUAGUGCUUGUUCGAGACAUGUGUGAUAACAAGGCUUUAUUCCCUACCUUUGAUGACUGCAACAACGAGGGUCUUAAGUCCAACUUAUUGAGCAUUAGUCAAAUCUAUGAUGCUGACUAUGAAGUGAGUUUUGUCCAAAAGAGAUGCACUGUUUAUGACGCUUCUGGUGAUGUUGUUCUUGAAGGUGUUAGAACAUCUGAUAACUGUUAUAAAGUUCUUCCAAACUCGAACUAUGUAUACAGUAGUGCUAAAAUUGAUAUGUCUGAACUUUGGCAUCAAAGGCUUGGUCAUGUUAACUACAGAAGUUUGUUUAAAUUGGUCAAAAAGAAGAUUGUUGAUGGUUUACCUAAGAUUGAUCAAAGUGAGAAUGUUGUGUGCAAGCCAUGUCAACAAGGAAAGCAACUCAGGAUGAACCAUAAGCGAACCUCAAAAAUCUUGACGAAUAGACCCUUAGAGCUUAUCCAUAUGAAUUUAAUGGGACCAUCUAGGGUAGAGAGCCUAGGAGGCAAACGGUAUAUUCUGGUUAUGGUAAAUGACUUUUCUAAAUACACCUGGAUUGAACUAUUAAGAGAAAAAUCUGAGACGGGUGAUCUGGUUAAGUCCUUAUGUAAAAGACUUAAAGUUGAACAAAAUCUUCCUAUUUCUAGGGUUCGAAGUGAUCAUGGGAAAGAAUUUGAAAACUUCAAUCUAGAAAACUUCUGUUUGGAGGAGGAGAUUAAGCAUGAGCUCUCUUUACCAAUCACUCCACAGCAAAAUGGAGUUGUUGAGAGGAAGAAUAGAGUGCUUCAAGAAAUGGCUAGGGCCAUGCUUCCCGGCAAGGAUCUAGCAAUGCAUUUCUGGGAUGAAGCUAUUAACACCACAUGCCACAUAGUAAAUAGGGUAUACUUGAGACCGAAAUCAAACAAGACUCCCUAUGAGAUAUGGAAAGGCAAAAAGCCUAAUGUUAAAUACUUUCGGAGUAUCCUGAAAUCUGUAAAUGUUGUUAUUGAUGAUGCCUUUACUGAGGGGAAAAGUGCUGAAAAUGGGGUUGACAUAGAAGAUCUAAGUGAUGAUCAAAGAGCUAUUGCUGAAAAUAAAGAGCAAUCAAUUCCAAAAUCUCCACGCUCCUCAGAAAACAUAUUUGAACAGGGUCUACCAAAUUGGGAUCAGUCUAAGCUUCCUAGAGAACCAUCUUCCAGGGUCAAAUCUAAUCAUUCUAAGGUUAACAUCAUUGGGAAUUUAGAUGAAGGUAUGAGAUUACGAAAGAGAGUUCUAAAUAACCUAACAUAUACUAACUAUGUAUCCCAGAUUGAACCUAAGAAAGUAGAGGAAGCCGUUAGAGAUGAAUACUGGGUGAAUGCCAUACAUGAGGAGUUUAAUCAAUUUGUUCGAGAUAAUGUUUGGUAUCUAGUUCCUAGGCCUGAUGAUUGUAAUAUGAUAGGGUUCAAGCUAUAUCAAAUGGAUGUCAACACUGCAUUCUUAAAUGGAAUACUUCAAGAAGAGGCGUAUGUUGAACAGCCAAAAGGAUUCAUUGACCCUAAGUUUCCUCAUUAUGUCUACAAACUCAAUAAAACACUCAAGGAGCAGCUUGUUAGGUGCCACGACUCCCAACAAAAGGAGAAAGUCAGCAGGAAGUUGGGUGCCAUAGCGCCCAGCGUGAAAACAAGAAACAGAACAACUGGCGCCGUGGCGCUAGACUUGGGCGCCACAGCGCCAUAA
This is a messenger RNA of Olea europaea var. sylvestris, 2919 nucleotides long. RefSeq lists its product as uncharacterized. Gene Ontology annotation, biological process: DNA integration. Bases 1 to 2919 code for a protein of 972 amino acids. The record is from RefSeq and is a predicted model, not a curated record. Lineage: Eukaryota; Viridiplantae; Streptophyta; Magnoliopsida; Lamiales; Oleaceae. Gene Ontology annotation, molecular function: nucleic acid binding. The transcript is spliced from 7 exons.